This is a messenger RNA of Rosa chinensis, 750 nucleotides long. RefSeq names its product E3 ubiquitin-protein ligase Praja-2. Gene Ontology annotation, cellular component: cytoplasm. Gene Ontology annotation, biological process: protein ubiquitination. Gene Ontology annotation, molecular function: ubiquitin protein ligase activity. NCBI's taxonomy places the organism in Eukaryota, Viridiplantae, Streptophyta, Magnoliopsida, Rosales, Rosaceae. Bases 1 to 735 code for a protein of 244 amino acids. The record is from RefSeq and is a predicted model, not a curated record. The transcript has 2 exons.
AUGCCUGUGGUGGAGCCUUACACGGGAAUCCAUGUGCGGCACUCGGCCGCAGUUUAUGCCCCGCGGCCGGUCGGGAGGGAGAGGGAAGAAGAGUUUGCGAUCUCAGUCAAGUUCUACAAGCCAUGCUAUAUCCGACGUUCGCUGUCCGAUCCACCCCAUAUUGAACGGAGCCUCAUAACACAUGUGGUUGUGUUGCUCCCUUUCUCCAUGGUCAAGCAAAAACGUCAUGAGUCAUUUUAUAGAGGGAUGAUGAAGCAGUAUCUUUCGGAUAUAGGUGUCUCUGAAACUCUACAUACAGAGAUUCUCGAUAAGUUGUUCCAGGUGAUUGAAGCUGCCGAGACCUACGAGGUGCCUAUUCUUUUGGUCAUAUUCGAGAGUACUGACCGGAGGGAUAGUGAUGAGAUCUUGAGUUUCACUCCUACAGCUGAAUCUGCAAUCGAGGGUUUGGAGAAAGUGAGACUUGAUGCUGCCAUUAUUGGACAAUCACCGAUGUGUGCUAUAUGUUGGAAGGAUUUUGCACCCGAAGAUGUUGGUCAGCUGAUGGUUACUCGCAUGCCCUGCUCUCACUGUUAUCAUGGAGAUUGCAUUGUCCGCUGGCUGAGCGUUAAUCAUCUAUGUCCCAUGUGCCGAUACCCGAUUCCAGUGGUUGCCUAUAUGUUAUGCCGCUGCCGCUGCCUGUUUGUCAAGAGGCCCAAAGGAACAGCCACAUAUACUGUCCAACAUGGCAUCAGCUAAACCAUCACCAACCAU